Molecule: messenger RNA, 2257 nt
Organism: Trifolium pratense (red clover)
Lineage: Eukaryota; Viridiplantae; Streptophyta; Magnoliopsida; Fabales; Fabaceae
Product: disease resistance-like protein DSC1
Exons: 3
Coding region: 699-2027 (442 amino acids)
Source: RefSeq, a predicted model, not a curated record
UCCUUCCUCUGCCGUUCCUAGGCCAAGAACCAGCCGAUUCUUAACUCCCUCCCUUGAAACGUGAUUCCUAUCUGAACAACAACCUCGUCCAUCAUCCUCCUUAAAGCUUUCCCUUGAUCGAUUGUCCCUUGAAGUUUUCCGUCGCCGAUCAAUGGCUGAAGCAGAUCGCAGCAAAGAACGUGAUCGCGUUUCGUUCCUGAGUUCUGAUCGAUGAAGCAUGCGAGUGUCUCUGUUGUACCGUGGCCUACUUCUCCCUGAUCGGUCGUGAUUGCAUUCGUGAUGAUUGGAAACAAAGCAUCGAUCGUGAGAAUGAUCAUGUCCAGAUUUUGAAAUCGAUCGGAAGCGGUAAUCCUUUGUCUGUCUGUAUCUGUCAUGCGUUCUUGUUUCCUGUCUAGGCUCUUUCCGACGUCGCCGUCUCACCUCGGUCCAUUCUCCACUAUCGACGGAAUGACCCCCCCGUUUCUGCCUUACUUCCGGUGAAGGCGGUGACCGAAACCGCCGCUCUAGGCUUGCCCUAGAUGCAGCUCUGCGCUCUCUCUCUCUACCUCUCUCUCUCUCUCUCAUGUUAAGAAGGGUUGAUAGAGUGCCCAAAUGUGUCUGGUUGCCCGAAUCUAAAAGUUUUAAUACUUAACAAUUGUCUUAGCUUGCCUGAAGUUGAUUCAUCAAUUUUCCUUCUCCAAAAGCUUGAACGAUUAUGGAUGUAUGCAUGUACGUCACUAAAGAGCCUUUCCAGUAACACUUGUUCACCAGCCCUCAAAGAAUUGUGUGCUACGCAAUGUAUCAAUCUCCAAGAGUUCUCAGUCACAUUUGCUUCCACUGAUGGUUUGGAUUUGGCUUUACCAGAUAGUUGGAAUGGGAAUGAACUUCCAUCAUCAAUAUUGAAUAAAACAAAUCUUGGACUCUUUGAAUUUCCUUUGAUUGAAUGUCUUGUGGAUCUUCCUGAAAACUUUGCCAAUUAUAUUUGGCUUGAGAGUCCACUGAAUGGUGAACUUGACCAUUCCAUCACCUUACAUAAAGUACUUUCUAGUCCUGCCUUCAUCACUUUAAAACACUUAAUCAUUUCUGAUAUCCCUAUGUUGUCUGAAAUCUCAGACAACAUCUCCUUACUAUCAUCAUUAGAGGCUUUAGAACUAAGUUGUAUUGGCAUUAGAAGCUUGCCCGAAACCAUUAAGUAUCUUCCCCGACUCUACCGGCUUAAUGUUAUUUUUUGUAAAAUGCUUCAAUCUAUUCCGAUGCUUCCACUCAAUCUAGUCGAUUUCACUGUCUUAGAAUGUGAAUCUCUUGAGAUAGUGUUGAGUUCAAUGGAUGAUCCAUAUGACAAACCCAAUCCCAGUACGGUUAUUCUCCGUGACUGCAAACAAUUGGAUCCGCAUUCGUAUCAGACAGUUUUGAACAAUGCUAUUGUUGCGAUUGAACUUGGAGCAACUGGAGAAGAUAAUAGUAGCAUUCAGUACCUGUUACCUGAUAUGCCUGGCAGAGACCAUCGGUUCCAUUACCGUUCUACACAAGUUUCAAUCACUCUUGAGCUUCCUCCUAAUUUGUUGGGUUUCGCCUAUUACUUGGUUCUUUCUCAAGGCAGUUUGGGAAGAAGUGCACGUUUUGGAUGUGAGUGCUACUUGGACAGUAGUUCAGUUGAAAGGAUCUGUAUAACAAGAUUCCCUGGACCCGACAUGUUCAGAUCUGGAAUGUUAUAUGGUAAUGAGAUUAUAAUCCUCAUGAAGUCAGAUCAUGUGGUUUUAUGGUAUGAUCCAGUAUCUUGCAAUCAGAUAAUGAAAGCAGUUGAAGAAAUAAAAGCCAUUAAUGAUGUGAACAGCACCAGUUACAAUCCAAAGCUUACAUUUAGAUUCUUUAUUGAUGAAAAUAAAACUCCAUAUGAAGAAGUAGCAAUAAAAGAGUGUGGGGUUCACUGGAUAUAUAAAAAAGAAACAGUUCCUCCAACAAGGAAAUUAAAGCAACAUGUCUUUGGAACUUCAAUGGCAAGCCUAGAAUUAGAUGUAACAAAAGGCUUGAGGUAUUUACUUGAAUAGGAUUUGGUGGAGACAACAUGGACACUUGUGUUUGGUUGGAGAGAAGAAAAAAGCAAGAGAGGAAGAGGAGAGAACAUGGCCAAAUUUGGAUAUAAAUUGUUUUCAAUGUAUUCUUCAUUAAUAAAGGUAUAAGAUAAGAUAUUAGUAGUUUAGUACUCAUGUAAUGUAUAAUUGUGAGUUUUAACAAAUGAUGCCAUAUAUGCCAAUGUAUUCUUCAUUAUUGUUCUGAA